GAAAUCCCCUCGCAGCCCUGGGCGCCAGCGCGUCCUGGCAGCCGGGUCCCAGAGCCCCGCUAGGUGGCUGUAUCUCCUAGCGUCUUCGCCGGGCAGCCACAGCCUUCCUGUGGUUGGACUACAUUUCCCAGAGCCGCCGCUUCCUAAGGCGGCUUCCUUUCCGUUUGUUCGCGCCAUCUGGGGGCCUCGCUUUGGGGGGGGGGGGGGGGGCUGUAUCUGUGGAAGAGCUGGGCCAGCGCUGGUGGGACCCGUGAAGCCGAAGUCGCCCUGGACCCCGCGGGCGAUCCUGAGCUGUAUCUUCGAGAUUUGUCAUCAAAUAUGCAAAUAACUACUUACCUCCAAGAAGAAACUUGUAAAACAGAAUUAUUUCAAUGGAAAAAUGAAUGACUGGCUUCAAAACUAUGAUCUUAAGAAGUCUAUUUUUAGAGAUUAUUUGGAAGUCAGAGGCACAUUGGAAAAAUCAGAAGGAACAUUUCAGGCAAGGAAAGAUUACAUAUGAAAAAAUGUCUAUUUUCAAUCAGCAUACUUACUUAUCUCAAUAUCCCUCAUGUAAUUCAGAAAAGCCCUAUAAAUGUAAGGAAUGUGGGAAGACCUUUAGACGAGCCUCACACCUAACUCAACAUCAAAGUAUUCAUACUGGUGAAAAACCCUAUGAAUGUAAGCAAUGUUUGAAGGCCUUUAGUCGUGAAUCACAGCUCAUUCUUCAUCAGAGACUUCAUACUGGCGACAAGCCUUAUGCAUGCAAGGAAUGUGGAAAGGCCUUUACUCAGAGCUCACAACUGAUUUUACAUUACAGAAUUCAUACUGGUGAAAAACCAUAUAAAUGUGAACAAUGUGGAAAAGCUUUUAUUCGUAGCUCACAACUAACCCGACAUCAAAAAGUCCAUACUGGAGAAAAACCUUAUGAAUGUAAAGAAUGUGGGAAGGCCUUUACUCAGAACUCACAACUUACACUGCAUCAGAGACUUCAUACUGGCGAGAAACUCUAUGAAUGUAAAGAAUGUGGAAAGGUCUUUACUCAGCUUUCACAACUUAUUCUACAUAAGAGAAUCCAUUCUGGUGAAAAACCCUAUGAAUGUAAAGAAUGUGGGAAAGCUUUUAUUUGUGGUUCACAGCUUUCUCAACAUCAGAAAAUUCAUAAUGGGGAAAAGCCAUAUGGAUGUAAAGAAUGUGGGAAGGCCUUUAUUCGUGGCUCAUUACUUAUGCAACAUCAGAGGAUUCAUACUGGUGAAAAACCCUAUAAAUGUGAACAGUGUGGGAAGGCCUUUAUUCGUGGUUCACAACUUACUCAACACCAGAGAAUUCAUACCAAUGAGAAGCCCUAUGAAUGUAAGGAAUGUGGGAAGACCUUUAAUCAUGGUUCACAACUUACUCAACAUCAGAGGAUUCAUACUGGUGAGAAACCCUAUCAAUGUAAUGAAUGCGGAAAAGCUUUUAAUAGAGGCUCACUACUUACUCGGCACCAGAGGAUUCAUACUGGUGAAAAACCCUAUGAAUGCAAAGAAUGUGGAAAGACCUUUAGUCGUGGCUCAGAACUUACUCAACAUGAGAGAAUUCACACUGGUGAGAAACCCUAUGAAUGUAAGGAAUGUGGGAAGUCUUUUAUUCGUGGUUCACAGCUUACUCAACAUCAGAGAAUUCAUACUGGUGAGAAACCUUAUGAAUGUAAAGAAUGUAGAAUGGCCUUUACUCAGAGUUCACAUCUUUCACAACAUCAGAGACUUCAUACUGGUGAGAAGCCUUAUGUAUGUAAUGAGUGUGGAAAGGCCUUUGCUCGUGGCUUACUACUUAUACAGCAUCAGAGAAUUCAUACAGGUGAGAAACCUUAUCAGUGUAAGGAAUGUGGGAAGGCCUUUAUUCGUGGUUCACAACUUACUCAACAUCAGCGAAUUCACACUGGAGAAAAACCUUAUGAAUGCAAGGAAUGUGGGAAAGCCUUUAGUCACGGUUCUCAACUUACUCUACAUCAAAGAAUCCAUACUGGUGAGAAGCCCUAUGAAUGCAAAGAAUGUCGGAAAGCCUUUACUCAGAGCUCACACCUUUCUCGACAUAAGAGAAUUCAUACUGGUGAGAAACCAUAUCAAUGUAAGGAAUGUGGGAAGACCUUUACUCGUGGUUCACAACUAACUCAACAUAAGAGAAUUCAUAUCAGUGAGAAAUCUUUUAAAUAUAAAGAAUGUGGGACAGACUUGGUUUAUAACUCACAAGUUUAUAUAUGAAUUAUUUGAAUUUUUGUGAUUAAUAGAAACUUCAAUGAUCUUUAAUCCAUUACAAUCAAAGAAUUCUUAAAAUGUGAAUAUGGGAGUAUACUUGCCUCAUAAAACUCUGCAUCAAUGAUUUUAUUUGGGGAAAGAUAGUGAUAAUGUAAUCCAUGUAGAAAAAUUUAUUACCAGAAACUGAUUAAAUUUUAGUGAAUUUUAAUCAACAGUAACGUAGUAAAUAUCAGAAGGCCUUCAGCCAUUGCAUGUCUUUUUAAACAUUAUUUUGACUCUAUCAGUUGCUUUCCUUUAUGACAUUUGUUAUGAUAACCUUUAAUCAUUUGUAAGAAAAUCUAAUAAUACCUUCCUUAUCAAAUUCUAAUAAUAUCUUUCUUAUCAAAGUAUUAUGUGAGCUGUUACAUGUAAAGCUUUUAGAAUAGUGCCUUGAACAUAGCAUAGCACAAAUAUUAGCUGUUAUUAUAGUGUUAGAUAAUUUGCAUGAGAGGAGGACACUUUAUGAGUAUAAUGAAUAUUUAGAAAUAGUCCACUUAACACUUCGCCCUCAUUAUUUGAAUGGGGAUCACUAUAUGCUAUAAUAAAUGUGAGCAAACUUUUAUUUAGAGUUCAUCCAAUAUGCUACAAGAGGAAAUUCAUACUGUAUUAAACACACACACACACACACACACACACACACACACACUAUAGGUUUAAUGAGUGGAUUAUUGACAAGGUUUUAAGUGAAUUGUAACAAAGUCCAAAAACUCAUAUUUUCUACUAUUUCUGACCACAAUUCAAGAAUAUUAUUUAGAAAUGGAUAAUCAUAAUAAAUCUUUCUACUGGGAACUUUUGAAAAACUUGGGUUUACAGUUCCUUUUAUUAACCUUAAAAUAAAAACUGACAUUACAGACUAUUUUGCAAUGAAAAAAUGAGUCUAUGUUAGAGACUGCUGUUUUUUCUGCCUAAUAUCCAUUUCCAUUUUUUAGUAACUGUAUUCUAUGUAAGCUUCCCUUGCUGAUCAAAGUGAAAAAGAUAUUUUGUAUGAUUAGUACAUUUAACUUUUCUCUCCCCUAUACCCCCCUAUUUCCCCUCUGUCUACAAUAUGGACAUUUAAUCUGCAACACUGACAGUUUUAUGGGAACUUUGAGAAUGGGUAUUAAGGAUGGUGGAUCAGAAAAAACAAAAUAUACACCUCUGCUGAUUUUAUAUAAUAGCCAUAACUUUGGUCUUCCUGGUUUCUGUACUUCUUUAUAUAGAAAUGAAAAUAAACUUACUUAUUGAUGCUA
This is a messenger RNA of Pipistrellus kuhlii (Kuhl's pipistrelle), 3481 nucleotides long. Its product is annotated as zinc finger protein 420. NCBI's taxonomy places the organism in Eukaryota, Metazoa, Chordata, Mammalia, Chiroptera, Vespertilionidae. Gene Ontology annotation, biological process: regulation of transcription by RNA polymerase II. The record is from RefSeq and is a predicted model, not a curated record. Bases 384 to 2219 code for a protein of 611 amino acids. The transcript is spliced from 3 exons. Gene Ontology annotation, cellular component: nucleus. Gene Ontology annotation, molecular function: RNA polymerase II cis-regulatory region sequence-specific DNA binding; DNA-binding transcription activator activity, RNA polymerase II-specific.